AUGUCUGAUCCACUGGCUUCGAAUGUGCAGAAUGCUGACGCGUCUGAGCCCAGCUCGGGUGUCAAUAAUCAUCAUAAUGACGAGAUCAAUUCUAACCUAAAGCCCAAGCAAAUGCAAUUGACUUUUGGAGAUUUCAAGAACAUCAAAUCCACGGCAAACUCACCGGAGGGCUUGCUUCAGCAUGCUACUGAAAUGCUGGAGACCAAUCGCCGGAGAUCACGUCGGGUGGUCCCCAAAAGGCCUGUUGAAAUCGACGAGGAUGAAAUCUCAAGAGACACUCCGAAGAAGAAGAAGAAGCCACCUGUUAAGAUCAAAGAGCAUAACAUCAACCAUGAAGCAGUACGUGAUAGGGCCAGAAAGCUACGUACCUCAGUCGGCAACCCAGAGCCAUAUUUGGCAGAGGAAAACUGGUGCCCCAAUGUGCCGCUAUCUUCCGCAGACUUCAAAACUCAUUAUAGCAUUGUGUCAAGAUUCAGAUCUCCUAACCUUAAGACUGUGGAUUAUGCCAAAGAUGUUUUACUGGUUAUGACGUUUAUCAACAAGUUCAACUCAUUUAUACCACAGGAAUUGUGGUCUCUGUCAUUCCAGGACUUUGAACUCGGAUUAGAUCUUUACCCAGAUAUUGAAAAAGAAACUCCUCACAAGCUUUACCAAGACUAUAUGCCAAUCAAAGCUAUAGUGAAAUGUCAGGAUAAAAUGAAUCUCUUAUUUUUAACAUUGCUGAAGCUUGCGCUCAAUAACAACACUGCUACGAAAGAAGAUUCUAUCAAAGAACCAAAAGCGUAUUCUAAAUUUGUAAACCAAUUGCGUACUAAUGCAUGGUCAUGGGGAUACCCCAAGCAAUGGAUAAUAGAGGUCGGCGAUGGGGAAUCCAAAGUUUUUCCUGACGAUGAUACUGAGCCAGUCGACCCCAAAGAACGGGAAAUUCUGACUCCAAAUAUGAGUAGAUGGCCACAGCAGUACGCCAUUGAUGCUGACCCACUUUUGAACUCCGAGUUGGAGAAACGCGGCGUUUUGGCGCUCGAACCGAAGGACAGAAUGAUUCUUUUGAGAUCACUAGUUCAGUGGGCUUUGGCCCAGUCAGAAAAAAUUCAUCAAGAAGUUUACCGCCUAACUCAUCUUAAAAGAGACGAACCCUAUGGUGUCCCCACUUAUCACGUCCCAAGACUUUUUGCAGAUGGUGAGACGUCAACUAAGGCUCGAUUCAAAAGGCUCUGCGACUUGGUACAAACGAGGCUAGAGAUCAAAAGUGGGAAGAAGCACGUCAAGAAACAGUUAGAAAAUGGUAAAAGGAACGAACUAUCCCAAAAACUUAAAAUCAUCUCGAACAUUUACCAUGAUAGGAACACGAUACCAGUCCCUGGGGAAGGCGAAAUUGACACUGAACAAGAAGUAUCAGUCGAUCCCUUUGACAAAGAAUUUGACAGCUGGUGUGAGGUCAUAGAGGGGGAAAUUCCUGAUCACCCAAUGUCCUCUCCUUUCGAAGAUGAAAUCUUCAAAUUGAGAUCUCUAGAGUUCUUUAUUGGCCGAGUACCACAUGUGGGCGAUUUUUACAUUCCAAGGCUACACACAUAUCAAAAAGCGAGCAAGGUUGCAAUUCCAUCGACCUACACCGAUCCCAAAACGUUGAAGAAAACACUUGAAGCGUUCGCCAAUAAAGAAGUUGAUGCCUUCACGUUGUUCAGCGAUAACGGGAAACUCAUGAGCUCUCAAUUCAAAGUGUUUUAUCACGACUCGCCUAGCAUGAUCCGAGACGUAGCUAGUCAAGCAGAUACCUCGACUAAAAACUAUUGGCACGAAGUUUGCCACGACUGCGGGACUUUACGUGAAUUCAUAACUCUUCUUGAGUAUAAGCUAAGCAUUCUGGAAACGCCAGGAAAUGAGCCUGCAAACAAAGGUAUCAUAAACAAAAACCCGCUGCCCAAAGAAUCGAAAUACAAUGCGUCGCGGGAGAAGCUAGGUCUAAUAAAAGACUAUUUAACUAAGACGCUUCCUUUCUUAGAGACCUAUGAAGAAUUAGGUGAAAAGUAUGAUGACAUGGAAGCUAGUGUCAGGACUUUGAGAAGAUCACAGAGGAAUAAAGCUCCGCACUCUCGAGACGAUGGUGAUUCCGACUACGGCUUUUCCGAGGAUGAUAUACGGACAGAAAACGGCCAGGAGCCCGCAGAAGACUACACAGAUGAUUCUGCUGCUGAAGUUGACGAUAAUUCGAUUGAUGAGAAUGGUAACGAAGAUUCUGAUAAUGACAGCGCGGAAGACGACGAAACCUAUACACAAAAUGGCUAUAAAUCGACCCGCAGUCUCAGGAAGCAGAAGGGCAAGUCUGAUGACACUGAAAGCCGCGGUCGAAGAGGAGGUGCUCGCGGUAGUGCCCGAGGUGGUGUUCGAGGUGGCACGCGGGGAAGAGGACGUGGAAGAGGAAGAGGUAGAGGAAGGGGGAGAGGGAGAGGAAGAGGAAGAGGAAAAAGUUGA
Lachancea nothofagi CBS 11611 is the source of this 2472-nucleotide messenger RNA. The record is from the annotation of a GenBank genome assembly. Lineage: Eukaryota; Fungi; Ascomycota; Saccharomycetes; Saccharomycetales; Saccharomycetaceae.